AUGGAUGAGGAGUUCUCACUCGACGAGAUAAUUUCAUAUGCGAGAGACUUUCAAAAUUUCGAGAAGGUUUUCUCGGCAGUCUAUCUUCAUCCGGAUUGGUUAACAACCAUUCCAUCAACUCGAAGAUGGGCGAUUCUUCAUCAUAUCGUACUGUCUGGUAAUACUGUGCAUUUCGAUCAAAUCCUUCCAUCACAAAAGUCAAAUGUGCAAUUUCGUUUAUUAACUAAAACAGCUGAUCAAGAAACUGUACUUGACAUUGCUAAAUCACAUGUUUAUCUAUCGGAUAUGCUAAAACGAAUCGAGCGAUUGAUUAAACUUGAUGAACUACUUAAUUACGCUAGAGAAGGUAAAUGGGAUCAAUGCAUUGAGAUCGUAAAACAAGAUCCAAGUUAUGGUAAUGAGAAACCACCUUAUCGACGAUUUUAUCUGAUUCAUCAUCUAGCCUAUUGGAAUGCAGUCGAGCCGUUCAAAGAAUUCUUGAAAAUCGAAAACUUUCAUUUUGCUCUACUUCUACGAGUUGACGGUAAAAAAGUCAAUGAUAUUGCUCGAGAAGCUAACUGUGAGGCAUUCGCUAAUUUUAUUGAGAAAGAGUACACAGCGUAUUUUGAUGAUGACGAUGACAAUGACAUUUUAUAUGAACCAUCAGCAGCACAGAACAUGUUAAAUCAGCAUGAUGCAAAUAUUAUCAUAGUACCACAUACUAUAUACAACGAACCUCAGUCAUCAUCUGCACCAGCAAAGAAACUUCUGAAUCGAGCGGAAGUCAACAAGUUAGUACCAAGAAAGGCAAAACCAAUAAACAUUUCAAACAUACCUACGCGAUAUUCAUCGAAGACGAUACUCAAUUUGCUUACAUGUUCGCUUACACGUGCUACUGUUACCGAUCCUGUUGUUGCUGCCGAUGGAUUUACAUAUGAACGUACCGCGAUUGAAAAUUGGCUUAAAGCAAAUGAUUGUUCGCCAAUGACGAAUGAAAAGCUAGCUCAUAAAGAUUUAACUCCGAAUGUAUUAGUUAAAAGGCUUUUAGAUACUCUUACUCAAUAA
Molecule: messenger RNA, 1044 nt
Organism: Rotaria socialis
Lineage: Eukaryota; Metazoa; Rotifera; Eurotatoria; Philodinida; Philodinidae
Source: the annotation of a GenBank genome assembly